Messenger RNA from Melospiza melodia melodia, 696 nucleotides. RefSeq names its product ADP ribosylation factor 3 (gene ARF3). The record is from RefSeq and is a predicted model, not a curated record. Gene Ontology annotation, cellular component: cytoplasm; plasma membrane. NCBI's taxonomy places the organism in Eukaryota, Metazoa, Chordata, Aves, Passeriformes, Passerellidae. Gene Ontology annotation, biological process: intracellular protein transport; vesicle-mediated transport. Bases 140 to 685 code for a protein of 181 amino acids. Gene Ontology annotation, molecular function: GTPase activity; GTP binding. The transcript has 5 exons.
CGGGCGCUCUCGCGAGAUCGGCGCGCUCGGGGCCUCCGCUUCCGGCGGCGGGAGCGGUGCAGAGUCAGCGGCGGCGGGGGCGGAACCGGCACCGGCACCGGCACCAGGAUCCGGCCUCGGAGCCAGCGCCGCCGUCACCAUGGGCAACAUCUUCGGGAACCUGCUGAAGAGCCUGAUCGGCAAGAAGGAGAUGCGGAUCCUCAUGGUGGGGCUGGACGCUGCUGGCAAGACCACCAUCCUCUACAAGCUCAAACUGGGCGAGAUCGUCACCACCAUCCCCACCAUCGGCUUCAACGUGGAGACGGUGGAGUACAAGAACAUCAGCUUCACCGUGUGGGACGUGGGCGGGCAGGACAAGAUCCGGCCCCUCUGGAGGCAUUACUUCCAGAACACCCAGGGGCUGAUCUUCGUGGUGGACAGCAACGACCGGGAGCGGGUGAACGAGGCGCGGGAGGAGCUGAUGCGGAUGCUGGCGGAGGAUGAGCUCAGGGACGCCGUCCUCCUCGUCUUCGCCAACAAGCAGGACCUGCCCAACGCCAUGAACGCAGCAGAGAUCACGGACAAGCUGGGGCUGCACUCCCUGCGCCACCGUAACUGGUACAUCCAGGCCACCUGUGCCACCAGCGGCGACGGGCUCUACGAGGGCCUCGACUGGCUCGCCAACCAGCUCAAGAACAAGAAAUGAGGGGGGUCUCC